This is a messenger RNA of Rotaria sp. Silwood1, 699 nucleotides long. Lineage: Eukaryota; Metazoa; Rotifera; Eurotatoria; Philodinida; Philodinidae. The record is from the annotation of a GenBank genome assembly.
AUGGGUAAUACAAAUAUGUUUACUGAUACAAAAUCUAUUGAAGAUACAACACCUCUUGAACAUGACGCAUCAUUUGAAAUGAAAGAAGGUGAUGAUGCUGGUAAAUGUAAAUUUGGUGAACAAACCAAAAUGACAAGAUCUUAUUAUGAUGGUAAAUUUCUUCAAUUAAUGCACAAUUGUGCACAGAUGGUCGACAGUGUACCACUUAUGACGACAACAAAUAUUGAUAAGCCUUUUGCUUAUCUUCAUCAUGAUGUAACACAUUAUGAAGAUGGUGAGACACUAGAUGUACUUUAUUCCGUAUUGAAUUAUAUACCAAAUAAAGUCGAAAAAGAUUUCUUUAAAUUACUUUUAUAUGAAAUUGUUGCUGAUUUGAAUAAUAUUAAUAUAAUUGCUGGUGGUAGUGAACGAAAAACAUAUGAUAUUUUACGGCACGCCUUUUCGUUAAUGUUUGAUCAGGAUAUUAAUGCUCAAAAUCAAACUAAAACAGUUUUUGAUGAUUCAAGUGUAAAUAUUUUUUUACGUGCAUCAGAAAAAACUAACUUAACAUGGGAUAUAGCAUAUGAUGAGAUUAAGGAAAUAAAAGAAAUAAUUGAUGAUCAAUCUUCAGAUCAAGAUCAACUUGAAAAGGCACUUAGAUGUAUACCUGAUAAUCCAGUAUUUGACACAGUUUAUACUCAUCCCAAUUUAAAUUUGUAA